Messenger RNA from Desarmillaria tabescens, 606 nucleotides. RefSeq lists its product as uncharacterized. The record is from RefSeq and is a predicted model, not a curated record. The transcript has a single exon. The coding region runs from base 1 to 606 and encodes 201 amino acids. NCBI's taxonomy places the organism in Eukaryota, Fungi, Basidiomycota, Agaricomycetes, Agaricales, Physalacriaceae.
AUGUGCAAGAGAGCUCUAAAUGUCUUGGUAAAGGCUGAUAACAAGGACAGGUUGGAGAAGCAUGGUGACCCAGAAUGCUUGCCCACAUCAUCGCUUGCCUCCCUGCUGACUACAGAAGGCUUGCAGCAUUCACCCACUCCACCCAUUUCCCCCAAAGGCUCUUCUUCAUUCCUACAGGCACUUGCCAAGAUAACUCUGAAGUUGAAGGAGCUGUUCUCAGGGAUUCUGGGCCUGAAGAAGAGAUUGAGAGAUGCAGGAGAUGACUCCCCAGAAGACAUCAUUGAAAAGUGCAAGAAGAUCUUCAAUUGCAGCGAGGUGGAACAUCAGCCAGGCUCUUCAUUCCACUUCGAUGGCUAUCACUCAGAGCUCUACCACCUAGCAGAUGCUAAGCAGUACAUCCCCUUGUAUCUUUUCACCCUCGCUAACAUCACCAUAAUCCAGAGAGAGGAAGAUACCCUGCCCAUGAAGAAGAUCCAGGACUGUGGCCAUGGUAAAAUCAUGGUGCUUGACAUCUCUAACCCUAGGUUCAGGAAGGAGGUGGACCUUAUGGAGCUGCAAUGGCAAGAUGCUGCCCCCCACUUUGUUGAUUUCAUGUCUUCAUUGUGA